Molecule: messenger RNA, 1210 nt
Organism: Trichomonas vaginalis G3
Lineage: Eukaryota; Parabasalia; Trichomonadida; Trichomonadidae
Product: DNA/RNA polymerase superfamily
Exons: 1
Source: RefSeq, a predicted model, not a curated record
AUGCUCCAUAAUCUUUCAUUAUCAUCUAAUGCAUCAAUGAUUCGUUACGCUUUAGCAUAUAAAGACUUUAAUCCUAACGAAACAUAUCCAGAAGAAGAAAAUGUGGAAUCAAGUUUUGAAUUAACGAAAAAGUAUUGGAAAUAUAAAAUUGAAUCAUAUAAGAAACAAGAUGAAAAAGCAGAAAGAGAUACCAAAAAUAAUGUUUCAAUGGAUGAUUUUCAAUACUAUCACGAUUUAAUCCUUUCAUCUAAAUGCAAAAUGUGUGGUAAAGCGUUUACAUAUGCAAAUAAACCAACAUUAGAUAGAAUCGAUAAUGAAAAACCACAUACCAAAGAUAAUUGUCAGUUAAUGUGUUGUUAUUGUAAUGUUAUUAAAUCAAAUAAAGAUGAAGACAUUCAACGUUUAAGAAUCAAUUUAAGAAAUUAUGCAUUAAAAAAUAAUUUACCAAUGACUUUAGAUUCAGUUGAAGCGUAUCACAUCCUCCGUAAUGGAAUUACUGGUGGUUUAUCAAAUGUUCAACAUCGUGUUAAUCUUAAAGGUAUCACACAUAUUAAUAAACUUUCAUAUAAUCCAGAAACUAAAACAGUAUCAAAUGAGGACACUUCCAACAUCAUGACUCAUUUCGUUGGUGUUGAUUUCAAUUCAUUAUAUCCUUCAUCAUUUUCAUCUAAUCCUCAUGAUUUCAUUCAAUAUACUGACCAUAAAAUGUAUAUGCCGGGAAGAUUAAAUGGAGUUAUCAUUUGUGAUACAGCAACAAAGAAAGCAAAAGCACUGGGAAUUAUUAAGAAGAAAAAUACUUUAUUCGUGGCUGAAGUAAAGGGUCACAUUGAUGAAAAAUACAUUAAUGAUUACAUUAACUUUUUACCGAUAAUAAGAAACUUAGAUAUUAUCACAGAUGAAAAAACAAUUGGCAGUUUUAUGUAUAAUUACAUGAAAUCAAACAAUCUACCAGUUGACCAGAAACAGAGGAAAUUAACUCAAUUAGCAUCAACACACAAUCAAUAUCAACCAUUUUCUUCUUAUUAUCUUUGGUAUCUAAUAGAUAGAUUUCAUUUUAUCAUCGAUGAUAUUCAAUCAAUUUUAACAUUUACGAAAAACACUUGUUUUAAUGAAUUUGCGAACAAAUUUAUGAACGAAAGACAAAAGGCUGAAUUAGAAGGAAAUAAAGGAAAAAGUUUAUUUUGCAAAAUUUCACUUAAUGGAUCAUAUG